Messenger RNA from Monopterus albus (swamp eel), 2424 nucleotides. RefSeq names its product AGBL carboxypeptidase 2 (gene agbl2). Gene Ontology annotation, molecular function: metallocarboxypeptidase activity; zinc ion binding. NCBI's taxonomy places the organism in Eukaryota, Metazoa, Chordata, Actinopteri, Synbranchiformes, Synbranchidae. Gene Ontology annotation, biological process: proteolysis. The transcript is spliced from 16 exons. The coding region runs from base 178 to 2424 and encodes 748 amino acids. The record is from RefSeq and is a predicted model, not a curated record.
UGACGUGGGAACAUCUCCUCAGCAACCUCACUGUUACAAUCGGUUGCUCAGCAACAUCAACACUGUACUAUUCAACUUGUAACCGCAAAGUCUGCUUCACGGCCAUUCGCGUACAAAUUAAUAUUUCAAGUAAAAUGGUGUAAUUAACAUGCAAGCGAGGCUGACCACACAUCGACCAUGGCUGUCUCUGCUCUCAGGAAUUGGUGGAAUACCUACCAGCUGGACACAUCAGAUACCAGUGACUCCAACACAGAGAAAGAGAGGGAGGAAUCAGCAAGGAGGAGGCAGUUAUCCAUGAGCCUAAGUCAGACACUGCGCACCAGGCAGCUGCUCAUAGACUUUGAUGGUGGCAGGCCUGUUUUGAGUCUCAGGGCACCACUGGACCUGGUUAACUUCCCAUCUGUCUCCUGUCCCCGUUGGCCCAUAGAGUGUGAAGUCAUCAGCGACAUUAUACAUCACAUAGAGUGGGACCCCCCAGAGCCAGAGCCUUUUUAUCAGCCCACAGGACAUGAGAAGAUAGUGAUGCCAGCUGGAGAGGAGCAACGGAAAGUGGUAUACUGUAUUGACCAUGCCACUAAGCGUCCUUAUUUCUCCUGCUCUCGUGCUGGAGGAAGCAGGGGGCCUGUUAAGAGCGCCACUUGUGACAUCAGUCAGACAGACUCGACCCUUGAGUUUGAGUCACGCUUUGAAAGUGGAAACCUUCAGAAGGCAGUGCAAGUGGGUGUCUAUGACUAUGAGCUCAGUUUGCACACAGACAUGUACACCAGAAAGUACACGCAGUGGUUCUACUUCAGGGUCAGAAAUAUGAAGGCUGGAGUGAACUAUCGCUUCACCAUCAUCAAUUUGAUGAAGAGCAACAGCCUGUAUUCUCAGGGCAUGAGACCAUUGCUCUACUCUGAGAGGGCUGCCAGUGAGAAACGAGUCGGAUGGCAGCGCUCCGGUUCUAAUAUCAAAUACUCUCGGAACUGCAGUCAGAGUACAAAGGACAACAGCAGUGAGCCCAUCGCCCUGUUCUCACUCACCUGGACUCUCCAGUUCCCCUAUGACUCAGACACUUGCUACCUGGCCCACUGCUACCCCUACACCUAUUCACACCUGCAGCACUACCUUAGAUGCAUUUCUGCCAACCGAACAGUUGCAUCAUACUGUAAACUGCGGGUGCUGUGCUACAGCCUUGCUGGAAAUGCUGUGUACGUGAUGACAGUAACGUCCCAGGGGACUGGCAGGGUGGAGGGCAGGACCAAGAAAGCUGUGGUUGUGACAGCCCGAGUGCACCCUGGAGAAACCAACAGUUCCUGGAUGAUGGAGGGGUUCCUGGACUUCCUGCUCGGGGACUCGGAAGAUGCCCAGCUACUCCGGGAUACUUUUGUUUUUAAGGUGGUGCCAAUGCUGAACCCAGACGGUGUGGUGGUAGGCAAUUACCGCUGCUCUCUAGCAGGCAGAGAUCUCAACAGAAAUUACAACACAUUGCUUAAGGAUUCCUUUCCCUGUGUGUGGCACACCCGAAGCAUGGUGGAAAAGCUGAAGGCUGAGACGGAUGUAGUUCUGUACUGUGACUUUCAUGGCCACAACCGCAAAAACAAUGUCUUUAUGUAUGGCUGUAACAGCCGAGGUGAUGGAUCAAAGAAGCUUCACGAGAGAGUUUUCCCACUAAUGAUGAGCAAGAAUGCCAGUAAUAAGUUCUCUUUCAAAAGCUGCAGGUUUCGGGUACAGAAGUGUAGAGAGGGAACAGGACGAAUUGCCAUGUGGAGACUUGGCAUCAGAAACAGCUACACUAUGGAGGCAACCUUCGGAGGCUCCACACUGGGCAACAGGAGAGGAACGCAUUUCACUACUCGAGACUUGAAGUCCCUGGGCUUUCACUUUUGUGACACCCUGCUGGACUACUGUGACCCUGAUCAAACAAAGAUUACUUACUGUCUGACAGAGCUGACAGCGAUGUUGACAAAAAAAAUCAGGCAGAAGCUGGGCAAAGAUUUGGGCACUGACUGCUACUUCUCUGUUUCUGAACUGGAAACCAGCACCAGUGGUUCAGAUAGUUCAGAUUCAAAUGGACUCCCAGUUCAUUUACUGAACCAACCACCAACUGUGCAUCCAGAGCAAACUCCAGUGAAGAAGAAAAAGAAACGCUUGAGGAGUCGUAAAGAGAGGAACGGGCUGCGACCAGAGAAAGUGAAGAAUAAUGUACAGCAGAAGGUCCAGCAAAGCAGCAUCAAAAAUGUGGAAUUCAGUCUGCCCCAAGAGAAUACAGUUAAAGAGAGUCUCCCAGAGAGGCCUGUUGGAAGACACAGGAGAAAAUGGCAGGUAAAUGGUCUGAUAAAAAAGGUUGUGAGCCCUUCUUCUACCACCCACCCUGAGGAGGUCAGUCAGGUGACUCUGUGGCAGGGGGGCCCGAUGACUCACAUGAUCCACCCACUCCUUUGA